This is a messenger RNA of Pseudogymnoascus verrucosus, 1830 nucleotides long. RefSeq lists its product as uncharacterized. The coding region runs from base 1 to 1830 and encodes 609 amino acids. Lineage: Eukaryota; Fungi; Ascomycota; Leotiomycetes; Thelebolales; Thelebolaceae. The record is from RefSeq and is a predicted model, not a curated record. The transcript is spliced from 4 exons.
AUGGCAGAUCCACUGAGCGUUACCGCUAGCCUUUUAGCGCUAGUGACGUUUGCAGCUAAAUCAACACAGUCGUUGCAUCAGUUAAUCUCGAGCUUUAAAAGCAGUCAAAGAACUAUACGAGGCUUGAAAGAAGAACUCGAAGCCUUAAAUGAGGUCCUGCAGUCUCUCCAUGCUACUAUCAGCAAUGGAAAGGUCGACCUAACAUCGCUAACACUUCCUCUUACUCGAUGUAACCAGGCUUGUCAAGAAUUCGAAGCGAUAGUGCUAAAAUGCACGAAGCAUUCCAGUGGAACAAGGAGGAGCCUUCGCGACUGGACUACUCUAACUUAUAUGGGCGGUGAUAUUAACGCAUUUAAGAAUAUGCUAGGAGGCUAUAAAUCCACAAUUGCUAUUGCUCUUGGUGACGCCAACAUAAGAACGACUAAUGUCACGAUUUCUCUCCUAAAUGAAUAUAAUACGAUGAUCGCAAACACCACCUCUGAUCUCAAAGAGCACUUGCAAGAGUUAGAUGAGAAGCUACAGGCUAUUUCACAAGGCGCUCAGGCAUUCAAUGUGGAUAAUUUAGAGCAACAACGAAUCAAAGAAGAGCGAGAAAGUGCACAGAGCUGUUUAGAUAUCUGCAUUCAAGUUUCUGCACACAUCGAUGAUGUACAACAGAAUGCUUUUGUGAACACUGCUGGGACAUCAGCAAACAAUCAAGACUCUGCGGCCGAGUCCAAGAAAUUUACACUAGCAGAAGCAGUCACGAACAAUACUCUCACUGACUGCAAGUUGGGCCUAGCCCAAACCACAUCUCAGCUUAGAGAACAGCUCCACAGGAUUAAUGAGCAGAUGCGCAGCUCUUCGCAACUUCUUACUCCAUCCGGCGAACAGGCAAUAGAGCAAGAAAGAAUAAGAGAAGAAUUAAGGAGCGUUGAACAAAGUUUGAAAAUCUGCUCAGAAGCAGCUGAGAAAGCAGUUCCAGAUCGAAUACAUGUCUUCGAAGAUGUCUUGAUGGGUGACGAUGGUGAUCAAAUCAUUGUUGCAACUUUUGGAGAUCUGAUCUCCGCGAAGCGCGUGACGACUGGGUCUAGAUCGAGACAAUUCCUUGGACAGAUGUCAGAUACUUCUCUUCAGCUGCUUUCACAGAAGAUCAGUCGCGGCCCAUUAGAGGUGGAUGUUGAUAGGUCUACAGGGAGUAACUCCCCAUUUGAAGGACGUUAUGGAACUGGACGCCCGCUUAAUCCAGGAAGAUUGGCUUCAGAAAAGCUAGGCACGCUCGCCAGCAUAAACAACCUCGCAGUAGCGCUUCGCCUGCAAGGAAAGUACGUUAAUAGUCAUCUUGUCCGGGCCGAGGAUGAUAAUGACAUCCCAAUCAACCCUACUGGACCCAUCCAAAAGAUUAUCGAUAGCGCGUCCGCUGCUAGUAAUAUCCAGGUUAACCGCGCUGGCGUCUUCGAUCGUGCUCUGGACUCAUCGCCGAUGACCAACUUUAACCCGGCUAACCUGCCCGGUACAGUGGACAUACCUGGCCUGUCUAUGGCAGCCCUGAGUAAUCAUGGCUUUCCCUCGACAUACACCCCCCUCAGCGACUACGAGCCUAUCGUGACACCCACCUAUCCAUUCGAUACAUUAGUGUCGACACCAAACAUGCAGUAUGUCCCACCUAUAUUAGCGGUAUCUCCUCACAACUCUAGCACGCCAAUCGUCCCGGCUGCUGCGCUAUCAAUCCAUAGCGCACCAUCACGACCACAGCGCACUCGCAAUCUUCAGGUGAAGCCCAUUGAAGUUCCUCUGUCUAGUUUGGGCAGCCAGUUUCGGCACUCAAAGUACGAGUACGACAGUGAUUAG